Hylaeus anthracinus is the source of this 4282-nucleotide messenger RNA. RefSeq names its product zinc finger protein 1 (gene zfh1). The transcript is spliced from 9 exons. Gene Ontology annotation, biological process: regulation of transcription by RNA polymerase II; anatomical structure development. NCBI's taxonomy places the organism in Eukaryota, Metazoa, Arthropoda, Insecta, Hymenoptera, Colletidae. Gene Ontology annotation, molecular function: DNA-binding transcription factor activity, RNA polymerase II-specific; RNA polymerase II cis-regulatory region sequence-specific DNA binding. Bases 1890 to 4139 code for a protein of 749 amino acids. The record is from RefSeq and is a predicted model, not a curated record.
AUAACGCAUAGAGGGGGAGAAUAGGAGAACGGUCGGAACGGUUACGGGGAGAGGUAGAGAGCGGAGGAAUCAGCAGGAGGAAAACGGUGGUGGGGGCGGUCGAACGCGGCAAGGGAGACGAAGGGAGAGAGAAGAAGCAUGGGGGCGGUGGCUGGUCCGCUACGGCCGCCAUCACCAUCCGUCCCAUCCUAUAGUAAACUCCGAAGCAGCAGUCCCCAAUCUGUCUCCAUGUGUGUUAGUUAGGACCGUGUUUUACCGGUGCUUGCUACUCCAAGCUGGUAGUAACACCGACAUUUCUGCCUUGCCCGCUCUCUGCGAUGCCCUAGCAUCGGCUCUCCCGAUACCGUCGCACUUCCCUCGUUCCUUUCUUCUCUCCGUCUUUUUCCCCGCUAUUCUUUCCCUCCGGUCUCUGUCUCCUUAAGUGUGUUUUGCUUCUGUGCGUGGCGAGGAACGCGUACGCGAAUGAAAAGAAUCGGUAGAGAAGAAGAAGGAGAAGGCGGCGGAGGAGGAGACGGCGAAAGAAGAGCAUCGUAUCGCUUUCUGCACGGCCCGUUUCCAAGGAUAUAACCGGUGUGCGCCGUCUUCCUCUAUUUUUCGAGGUUCCCUUCUUUUCUAUCCCCGAUUCACGAGAGUGUAUAGUGUGAUUAGUUGGGAAGUCGCCAGUGCACUGCAUCGUGUAAUUCGCUAUACGUACGCCUUUCAAUCCGAGACGUCGAUCCUUUAAGACCGAGCGGGAAGAAACAACGGACCGACACGAGAGAUGAUCGCCAGGAGUGCUCUUUGUGCGGAUUGAGUCAGCUUUACGGACGACGCGGACUCGAGCGGAUAUGCACAUGCAAACAGGCUGUAUCUCGAGAUUCGUUACCCUUUUUUUGGCGAAUCCUACCAAGAGGAUCCUCGUAAUUCCCGCAAUCUUCAACUCGGCAUACCAGCGACGAACGUCGAAAAUCCAACGAGUCUGAGACGCGUCCCACCCAAUCGGUCCUCUCGAAUCAUCGUCGUGGAAUCGUCAGUUAUCGAGACGAGGGGAACGAAGGAACGGACGAACUAUCCGUGGACCUCAGCGCUGCCGCCUGCUGGAAUUUCUCCUGUCGUCGUCUGCACACAUAACCUCUCUCCCUCGUCUCUUGGCCGACUCUCUAUUCUCCGCCCUCUCACCUCUCUUGGUCGCUGUUAUCGUUCUAUCUCCUCCUCUCUGUCUCCCGCGAUCACUUGGCUCGCUCGUCUAUUUCGCAUCGGAAGAGAAGAAACGUGAUCAACAUUCCCGUGUUUCGUUGAACUCUACGGUGCGCGCGAGUGACACGUUGCUUUUAAUGUUCACCGCUCGGCGAGUGCUCGUUCACCGGCGCGUGGAUAUCCGGAAUCGAGGCUCGAUCAACGGUGAUCGAGAACACGCAACCGGUGCUGCUCGAUCGCGGCACACGGAGUCGAUUGUCGUUGCUCGAUACAACGCGACCGAACCAACGAGGAAACGAGAGUAACGAUGAGCAACCGCCGCGCACCGAAACAUCGCUGGACGUGAAUAACCAUCGUUCUCGAGAAAAAUACGCGUCUCGUCGGGCAUUUACUCCGUUGCCCAUACGAAUCGUCCUUACGAUCGAACGUGCCCGGAGCCCCCCCGUAAUUCGUAUCGAUGAUUCUUGACGCGGGAACGGGCGGUUAUCGAUACCUCGUACCGGCGACGUAGCUAUCGAACGAUUCGAAAGAGAAACGGGGAGGAAAAGUGCAACCAUGCGUCGCUGUACCUUGAAACGUCACAGAUCACGCUGGACGAACUCUUGAGCCGGGAUCACGAGACGCUCCGCGGCUACGGAACCAUUCAACCUGGCGGAAUCGUCCAAGAGACGCAAGACGUACCUCGGGGAGCACUGGCUCGCGCUCACGCGAAUAUGAGCAUGACUCUCGUCCGAAAUACGUUCAAAGGUUGCAGCGAGGACGAGGCAGCAGGUGUCGUGAAAGUGGAGGUGGGCGUAGAUUGCGCGGCCUGGUCGCCAACCACAGGAAGUGCCGCUGGAGGUGGUAGCGGGCCAGGUAGCGAAACGAGUGGUGGCGGCGGCGGUGGUGGUGGUGGUGGUGGUGGUGGUGGUGGAGGAGGAGGUGGUGGAGGAGGAGGAGGUGGUGGUGGUGGAACAGGAGGGGUUGGUGGCCGCAGUGGCGUCGGCGAGGGCGGAUCGACGAAACAGGGUGGCAAGAGGUGUCCCCAGUGCGGCAUCCUCUGUUGGGACGUCCACAUCCUUCAGCUCCAUCUCGAGGACACGCACAAGACCACCUACGCCAUCGACAAGAACGAUCUCAACGCUCAAUUGUCCCAAGUGUCCUGCGGGGUGUGCAGCAAGACCUUUGCUAACGUCUACCGACUCCAGAGGCACAUGAUCAGCCAUGAUGAGAGUGCCCUGCUUCGUAAGUUUAAGUGUCCCCAUUGCGAGAAAGCCUUCAAGUUUAAGCAUCACCUCAAGGAACACCUCCGCAUCCAUAGCGGUGAAAAGCCAUUCCAAUGCAACAACUGCGGGAAACGUUUCUCUCAUUCGGGGUCGUACUCGAGUCACAUGACGGCCAAGAAGUGCUUGAUCGUGAACUUGAAGAAGCCCAGGCACACAAACGUGAGCAACGUCGAACGCGGCCCGAAGAAGGCGCAACAAUCCCUGCCGCCAGGACGACGCGAGGUCGACCUGCUCGCGGCGAAUAAUAACACUUUCCUCCCUAUUCUGCCAAAGCUUUCACCCUCGGACUAUCAGGAGAUACAACGAGAAGGAGCGGGUAUUUACGACAUGCCGACCCUUCUGCCUCAAGUGAUGGGCUUCGGUAGUUACUUUCUACAAGCGUCCCUCGGCAAAAUCCUGAAUCAGCUACAUUCCAAGAGAUUGGACGAGGUAGCCGAGCAAUUUGAAUCUCAUCGAGAGCUUACGAGCCCGUCUCGGGACUCCGAAGGAACGGAGGGCACGGAGGGCAAAGAGUCUCCAGCGCCUAGCGAUCCUCAGGGUCUAGACGCGGUGCGACGGAUCCUGGAAACGGUGAACACCUCAGUGACCAAGCAACUGUUAGAGGCGAGCGUACGGAAGCUAUCCACUUCACCGGCCACAACGAAACGGGAGUUUGAGGAGGAUUAUCAAGAUCAAGAUAGCGAGAUGUCUAGCGAGAUGGCGCACUGUCCAGACUGGUCAGCGGCAGACCAAUACGAUUCCCAGAGCGAAGGUUUGGCGGCGAAGCUGGAGGACGUGAAUCAGCCGACCGCGAAAUCAGGCUGCAAAAGGAAAAUGGAGGACAGCUCGGAAGUGGACUCCGAGGACGAGGAGGAUGGCUCGCAGACGCACAACGAUAACGGAAGGAGAGUGAGAGCCAGGUCGUUGAUAGACGACGAGCAAUUGGCUGUCCUGAAAGGGUACUACGCCAUUAAUCCCCGACCCAAGAAAGAAGAGAUCAUCAUGAUCGCGAAUUACAUCAAUUUUCCCACUCGUGUCGUUCAGGUUUGGUUCCAAAAUUCCCGGGCGAGGGAUCGACGAGAAUCGAAGAUACCAGCCUUGGUACCGUUGGCUAAUCCAGUCAGUCAAACCGCCAUCGAGCAACCACUUGAUUUGUCGAAGAAAGAAGCGCUCACGCAGUCAACGUGCAAGGACAACGACACCGGUAUCCCUGCCAAGGUCGCGUCGACGCCUCCACGCGAACAGAAGCCCGAUAAUCCGGAGACGGACGACCUGGAGGACUCGCCUCUUGUUAUAGAUGAAGAAACCACCGACUCGACGGAAGUAAAACGCGUAGUUCCUGUCGCGAGCAAAACUGUUCCAAAGAGUCAACCUCAAGCAAACGUGAAGAACGAAAGCGAAACCGCGAGUCAACCGGAGGUUCCACCGGCGGCAGAUAUUGAACAGGGUGUCUACUUCUGCGAUCGGUGUGACAAGACAUUCUCCAAGCACAGUUCCCUAGCUAGACACAAAUACGAACAUUCCGGGCAAAGGCCGUACAAAUGCGUGGAGUGCCCAAGGGCGUUCAAGCACAAGCAUCACCUGACCGAACACAAGCGACUACACAGCGGCGAAAAGCCCUUCCAGUGCUCCAAGUGCCUAAAGCGCUUCUCUCACUCCGGCUCCUACAGCCAGCACAUGAAUCAUCGUUACUCUUACUGCAAGCCGUAUAGAGAAUAGAAGAAGUAUUCCGCUAGUUGAAAACCAAGACUCGUUGGGCUUAAGUUAAGUAUGUGGCACGGUCCUUUUCACUUCCACGACAGGACUCAGCAUUUAAGUUCGAAGAAAUAUAUACCUCGCGUUCUGACGCAGGAACACGAUUA